This is a messenger RNA of Monomorium pharaonis (pharaoh ant), 5680 nucleotides long. It is a transcript of the gene Tl, whose product is annotated as protein toll. The transcript is spliced from 6 exons. Gene Ontology annotation, biological process: immune response; toll-like receptor signaling pathway. Gene Ontology annotation, cellular component: membrane. Gene Ontology annotation, molecular function: protein binding; transmembrane signaling receptor activity. The record is from RefSeq and is a predicted model, not a curated record. The coding region runs from base 896 to 4132 and encodes 1078 amino acids. Lineage: Eukaryota; Metazoa; Arthropoda; Insecta; Hymenoptera; Formicidae.
AAGAAAAAUAAAAGAGAUUUUUUUAUACUACACAUAAAAAGGCAUAAUAAAAUGCAUAAUAAAAAAUGUUUUAUACAAAUAUAAAUAAUUAUUAUACAAAUAUUUAUUAUCCAGCAAUUUGAUCAUGACUAAUGUUAUAAUCAAGAGACACGGUAGUGGCUCGCGCCAGGUGAAAUACGAUCCUACAUGGGUGUAUGGUUUACGUUCAGACGCUUAUAACCCCGGGUGUACAUUUCUUUCUUCUACGUCACUGAUGAGAGAAUAUGGUACGAGAUGAAAAAAGACGGAACGCGUGAAUGACCGAGUGAGAGGGAAAACAAAGUACGCGAGUGGGGACGAUAAGUGAACAGAGAAAGAGAAAGAGAGAGAGAGAGCGAGAGAGAGAGACGGCGAAGGAAAGGGGACAAGUUGCUCACUAUCAGCCGAGCCGGAGUCAGUUAGUGUCGGACUACUCGGACUGCGUGACUAGCGUGACUCGAAGAGUUGGAUUGGUGGUAGUGACAGAUGAGUCAGGUCGGAACUUUCUACAUUGGGACCGUUCGCCUACAGCCGCGGCAAUCUUCGUACACCUUUGGCAUUUAAGAACUUGCCUCGGCGAGACGAAGUGGCAUUGAAAUAAACGGAUUCUCCUUUUUUUUUAAAUGUACAAGAAGAUUCCGUGCGAAAAGUCACGUGUCGCGCGUGAACUGUAAUACGCGCAAGUGUAUCAAAGUGUAUGGACGUUGUGUAUUGGUGGUACCGUUAUUGAUAAUAAUCACUAUCGCUCGAUAGAGAACAACGAUAGAGAAAAUAGGUGGCACGCGAGAAGUAAAUGUUUCGUAACGUGACCCGCCAUAUUACAAUAUUGGUAUUAAAUUAAGGGCAUUACCAAGGAUUAGAUUAUCUACUUUAAAAGAUGACAACUCGUCGCGGAGCAUAUUUUUUUAUAUUGGCUGUUGUUCUGGGAAGCGUUUCCACUUUUCAUUGCCCAUCGAAUCAAGAAUGCUACUGUGACCGUCACCGUGAUGGAGGAAUCGAGAUAAACUGUCUGAUGAAGAAUGACGCCAAGUUUAUCGUGAACAUUCAACCAGACGAAUAUAUAAGAAUCCAAUGUGAUAACUCACCGGAUUGGUCAGAUUUUCAUCUGAACGUGUCAUCUUUCACGAAGAAAGAGAAUAUCGAAACAAUAUAUUUCUAUAUGUGUGAUUUACCGAGUACUAAUGAGAGUUUGGGCGAAAUCGUGCAAAGGCUAGGAGUUACCGACAUAGAAAAAUUAAGCUUUCAAUCAUACAAAAAUUUGAGCUCUGCUUUGGUCAAGCAUCAUUUGGAUGGUUUCAAAAAUUUAAAAGUUUUGAACUUACCAAGCAAUAAUGUGUCUUACGUGGAUGAAAAUUUGUUAGCUAGUCUGCACAAUUUAAAGGGACUUAAUUUGCUUGACAAUAACUUACACCUAAAGCCCGGAUUUUUCAACUAUACCUCCGGACUAGAAUGGCUCGAAUUGGGUGAUAAUACUCUACAAUCUAUAGAACUGGGAACGUUUGACCAUCUAAAAAAUCUAACGUUUCUCAAUUUAUGGAAAAAUCACUUAACCCAACUUCAGCCGGGAAUUUUUGAUCAGCUUGUCGCUCUCAAAACCCUCGGUCUAAACAUGAAUUACAUGAUUAACUUACCGGAAGACAUUUUUGGAAAACUCGAAAAUCUCGAAGUUCUUAAUUUAGCUAGAAACAAUUUUACAACUUUACCAAGAAAUUUGUUACGAAAUAACAAAAAGUUACAUACUGUCACUCUAAUGGAUAACAAGAAAAAUAUGACUUUGCCAAAUGAAUUUUUUGCUAAUUUAACGGACUUGGAGGUAUUGAAAUUGAAAGGGAACGGAUUUGUCACACUGCCGGAAAAUAUUUUCUUGGGAUGCACUUCCCUGACUAAUAUCACUUUGGAACAAAAUUAUCUUCAAACUUUACCUGUACAAAUAUUUCAAGAUCUGAAUAAGCUUCUGGAGUUGAAACUGAAUUUUAAUGAUCUUGAAAAUUUGCCUGAUAAUAUCUUUUCGGAGAACAAAAAAUUAAUAAAAUUAGAUUUAUCCAAAAAUCGAUUUACUUUCAUUUCUAGCCGUCUGUUCCGUGGAUUGGGAGCUUUGAGGGAACUAAAUAUGGAAGAAAAUCAUCUAAGAACUAUUUCCCCUCAAGGUUUCAAACAUUUAAAAAACUUGAAAAUUGCGAAAUUUUCUAACAAUUAUCUUACGUUACAUGAUCCCAUUCACGAUUCUCUUGAGCCCUUUGACAGAAAGUCAUCUUUUUACGAGUGCGAAAUCUUGGAAGAAUUAUAUUUAGCUCAUAACAAUAUUUCGGAAAUAUAUAGCGAUUGGAUUACGGCGGAUACAAAACUUCGAAAAUUGGAUCUCAAAUAUAACAAUAUAUCUUCUAUAACAACUGCAGAUGUGCAAUUUGUAUCGAUUGAUAUCACAGUGGACUUGGCUCAUAAUAAAAUAGAACAUAUUUACUUAAAAGAUGCCGAAGUAUUCGUGCAUUAUCAGGAGAAUGCUCGCGAUGUAAUAAUAUCAGUGGAUUAUAAUCCGAUAAAUUGUGAUUGCAAUUUAUAUGACUUUCUUCGUUACAUGGAAGGCCGAAUGCAUCCCAAAGUUCAAAAUUAUUUUCAUAUAAAGGCGGAUAAUUUAACUUGUCAACAGCCUAAGGAAAUGGAAAAUGUACCCAUUGCAAAUUUAAAAUCUGAAACAUUAACGUGUAUGGUAACGGAUCCCGAUAUAUGUCCCAAACAGUGCAACUGUUUCGUGAGGCCCGAGGGCACAGCAUUUUUAUUUGAUUGCUCUAAUAAAAAUUUGACUAAUGUACCAAGCGUUAUAAAAACACCUAGCAAUGCCUUCAAUUUCGAAUUCGAUUUUUCUGGUAACCGAUUAACUCAUAUGCCAAAUUUGACAGCAAUGGGAUAUGGAUCAGUGAAGAAGCUUCUUUUAUCUCAUAACAUUAUUUCUGAAAUUUCUCUAAAUGGAUUGUCCAACACGCUACAGGUUUUGGAACUGCAUAAUAACAAUAUAUCAAGAAUACAUCCUGAUGUAUUAAAACACAUCGAGAAAAAGAUGAAUUUAACUCGUUUAACGUUACACGAAAAUCCAUGGAAUUGCGAUUGUGACGCUGAAAAUUUUCUAAAUUUUAUUAAAUCAAAAUUUGAAAAAAUGCCCGAUCUAUUUAAAGUGACCUGUUCGGGAAAGAAUACUUCCGUAUCAAUCAUGUCUUCUAUUGAUUUUUGCCCGUUGAACACGACAGCGAUGAUCGGUAUUAGUAUAGUAAUCUCUAUUGCGGGAUUCUUGAUCGGUCUAAUUGGACUACUCUAUUAUAAGUACCAACGACAAAUUAAAGUGUGGCUAUUCGCGCAUCAGUGGUGUUUAUGGUUCGUAACGGAGGAGGAAUUAGACAAGGAAAAGUUGUACGACGCGUUCGUGAGCUACUCGCAUAAAGAUCACGAUUUCGUCGUGAACGAACUGGUGCCCAAGUUAGAAAACGGCCCGACGCCGUUCAAACUGUGCCUUCACUAUCGGGAUUGGUUAACGGGUGAAUGGAUACCGGCCAAUAUUGCUAACUCCGUGGAGAAUUCCAGACGGACGAUAGUCGUGCUGUCGCCGAAUUUCCUCGAGAGCGUCUGGGGAAGGAUGGAAUUUCGUGCAGCCCAUAGUCAAGCGUUGAGCGAAGGUCGGGCGCGAGUGAUAUUAAUUCUGUAUGGCGAUAUCGGACCUACCGAUGACCUGGAUCCAGAACUGAAGGCUUACAUCAGUAUGAAUACGUACGUCAAGUGGGGAGAUCCCUGGUUUUGGGACAAAUUGAGAUACGCGCUACCACAUCAGCCUAAACUCACGAGGAGCAGCAUUGCCGCCGGGAAGAAAAUCUUUGAGAAUCACCAACUGUGUAUUCAAGCGAACGAAGACAAAAAAGAACUUAUCUACCCGAUAGGGUUGCCUGAGACUUCACCGAACACUACACCGCCGGCCGACACGCUUAAAAAGUUUGUAAGUGAUAAACAGCCCAAGGAUCAAUUAUUUUUAAACGGGUAUCCACGGGAAUCGUGUAAGUUGAAUGGAAACAUCGCAAUCAUUCUCUCACCCGAACAUUUAAAACAUGAUAAUAAUGAAUGUCUUGUCUGACAGCAAGAAGGUAAAAGUACUUGUGUAUAAAAGAGAGUGACUAGCGAUCAUUUAUAGAUUCAUAUUUGAUACGUGCAAUGUUAACGUUACGCAAGUACGUUUUGAUAUUUUUUUGAGAAGGUUUGAUCUUAAUUUAGAAUCUUCAAGUGAACCAAUUAAAGAUGCAAACUCAAGAAAGCAAAAAAAGCAGAAAAAAACGAACGCGACUGACUGAUGUUAGAUUAAAUAUACUAUAACAUAUAAAUAUAAGGAAAUUUUAUCGAUUUUUUAUCGAUUUCUACAAAAUUAUAAAUAAUUAUAGUAUAAUUUGAAUAAUUUAUUUACGUGAGUUAGAUAAAAUAUUUUCAUGUAAUUUUUUAAACAUUUAUUAUGUUGUUUGUCUAAUAGCAAAUUCAGUUAGAUGGACUAAUGUGCACUGAUACACGAUCAAUCGACGUGUGUCCAAUACGAAUAUAUGAAUAGGUAUUUUACACACAUCAUUUAUGUAUGUUUAAUAUAAAUAUAUAAGGAGUCUUAUAAAUACUUAUAAUAACAAUAUAGGUUGCUUUCCUUUUAGAAGAUACAACAUAGGUUAACACACUCAAGCACAGUUUUUAUAGUUAAAUAAAUAGAAUGCUAUAUAUACAGUGUGUAUAUAUUGCGAUCUGUAUACCUAAUCUUAUAAGAUUUAUCUUAAAACUUCUCAAAUGUGUUUUCAAAUUUUAAUGAUCCAAUAAAAUGUUUUAAUGUUUAACUUUUUAUUAUACGAACAAAUCUUUUUACACACACACACACACACACGCGCGCGCGUGUGCGUGUGUGUACACUCAAAGAUUUUAUCAAAAUACUGGAAGCGAAUACGGUCUUUUCGAUCAAAAACACACUUUGACUUUGCUCCUAAGCAGAGUCGAAGUGUGUCGAUUGAAUCUACAUCAAAUUCCAAAUAGAAAAAAUGACGUGUGUCGACUUGUGUCAAAAGUAUCCACUGUAUUCCAUAAGAGGAAAGCAGCGAUAUUAAGGAUAGAUUCCCGAAAUUAUUUUGAAAUAAAAAUCUUAAUACCAAAAUGUCCAGAUUGCAAUAGUUUUUAAAUGAGAAGAUUUAAAAUAACAAAUUAAACUGUGUAAUAUGCGCGCAAUCAAAUAUGAUACAUUACAUAGAUGAAGAUGUUCCUAAAUGUAAUUCUUAUUUUUCUCCUAUUGAUUUUGAAUAUAACUUUACAUCAUAUAAUGAAGGUGUAUACAAGAUCAAUAAGAAAAAUAUAAAAAUAUAAAAACUAUUGUAGUCUCAACAUUUGAAUUUUAGGAUUUUUGUUUCAAAAUGAUCUCAGGAGUCUACUCUUAAGCAUUGUUAAUUUUUAUGGGACAUCCUAUAUACAUAGAUUAAUGGCAAAAUUUCAAUACAAUUUAUUGUGUUGUGUGAUAAAAUAAACAUUUUAUUACUAAAGAUAUUUAUCUAUUAUUUCACUUUUGUAGGCUAAAUUAAUAUACAACAUCUUUUGUACUGACAUAUUAAUGUGUCAAUGACCAUUAGUACAUCUAACUAAAUUCGUUUUAGGUUUUCGGGAAAAA